AUGAGAAGGUGGCGUCAGCUAGGGCAGCUGCACUGCGCCGUCAUCCAGGGCUUCAUUGAGGCCGUGUACGCCCUCAUCCACGUCGCGCCCGAGCCCUUCGCGCUCGACAUCCAGAACGACGACUGUCAGACGGCGCUGCACCUGGCGGUGCUCACCGGACAGGCCGGCGUGGCGCGCCGCCUCCUCGUCGCCGGCGCCUCGCUGUCGCCGCGGGAUCGGCACGGCAACACGGCCCUGCACAUGGCCAGCGCCGAGGGCAACCUGGAGGUGCUCAAGGCCCUGCUGGAGCCCCUGCCCUCGCGGCCGCCGCGGCCGCUGGAGCUCGACCAACGCAACUACGACGGUAAGAGUUUGCCUCCUCUCCCUCUCACUCUUUCUAUCUCUGCAUAA
Frankliniella occidentalis (western flower thrips) is the source of this 390-nucleotide messenger RNA. RefSeq names its product NF-kappa-B inhibitor cactus-like. Gene Ontology annotation, biological process: signal transduction; cellular response to lipopolysaccharide. Gene Ontology annotation, molecular function: protein binding. The transcript has 3 exons. The record is from RefSeq and is a predicted model, not a curated record. Gene Ontology annotation, cellular component: cytosol. NCBI's taxonomy places the organism in Eukaryota, Metazoa, Arthropoda, Insecta, Thysanoptera, Thripidae. The coding region runs from base 1 to 390 and encodes 129 amino acids.